Molecule: messenger RNA, 1991 nt
Organism: Linum tenue
Lineage: Eukaryota; Viridiplantae; Streptophyta; Magnoliopsida; Malpighiales; Linaceae
Source: the annotation of a GenBank genome assembly
GCUUGAAACUUGCAGGAACUUGCUAUGUAGGUGGUUGGUCACUCAAAUUACUCCCCCACUACCCAUGCACUAAACAAACUAAAAGCCACCACCCUCCAAAUCCAAAACAAUCUCCCUAUAAAUAGCCUCAUUCUCCCCCCCAACUUCCCAUCACUCACUCACUCCACCCUCAAAUUCACUUCCCAACACAUGGAGAUGAACCUACUAGCCGCCGCCUGGCUCGCCACCGCCGCCGUCCUCCUCCUCACCUUAUGGCUCCGACGCCGCACCACCCACUCCCGCUCCACCCUCCUCCCACCGCCGCCGGGCCCAAAGCCCUGGCCCAUCAUCGGCAACCUCAACCUCAUCGGCCCACUCCCUCACCGCUCCCUCCACGCCCUCUCCUCCCACUACGGGCCCAUCAUGCAGCUCCGCUUCGGGGCCCACACCGUCAUGGUGGGCUCCUCCAUCGACCUCGCCAAAUCCAUCCUCAAGACCCACGACCUCGCCUUCGCGGGCCGGCCCGAGAUCGCGGCCGGAAAAUACACCACCUACAAUUACUCCGACAUCACGUGGUCCCAGUACGGGCCCUACUGGCGCCAGGCCCGCAAGAUGUGCCUCACCGAGCUCUUCAGCGCCAAGCGCCUCGCCUCCUACGAGUACAUCCGCAAGGAAGAGCUGAAUUGGGUCAUGAAAAAUCUGUUCGGGUCGGGCGGCGACCCGGUCAAUUUGAAGGACCACUUGUCUGACCUCAGCUUAAACGUCAUCAGCCGGAUGGUUUUGGGGAAAAAAUACACCGGCGUGGCGGCGGCGGAAGGGGAAAUUGUGACGCCCGAGGAGUUCAAGGAGAUGCUGGAUGAGUUGUUUUUGCUGAAUGGGGUUUUGGAUAUCGGGGAUUCGAUUCCUUGGCUGGCGCCGUUGGAUCUGCAGGGGUACCGGCGGCGGAUGAAGGCGGUGGCGAGGAAGUUUGACCGGUUUUUGGAAAGGGUUUUGGACGAGCAUAAUUUGAAGAGGAGGAGUGGUGGUGGUGGUGGGAUGGUGGCGGAGGAGGGUUUGGGGGCGAAGGAUAUGGUGGAUGUGUUGUUGGAGCUGGCGGAGGAUCCGGAUUUGGAGGUGAAGCUUGAUCGGAGGGGAGUCAAGGCGUUUACUCAGGAUAUGAUAGCAGGCGGAACCGAAAGUUCAGCAGUGACAGUAGAAUGGGCGAUCUCGGAGCUUUUGAAACACCCGGAAGCCUUCAUUAGGGCAACGGAGGAGCUGGACAGGGUAGUCGGAAAUGAGCGUUGGGUCGAGGAGAAGGACGUAGCCAACCUGCCAUACAUCAACGCGAUCGUGAAAGAGACGAUGCGGCUACACCCCGUGGCGCCGUUGUUGGUUCCCAGGUUGGCUCGAGAGGAUGUCGAGCUUUCUGGCUACCGCGUCGCGAAGGGCACCCGCGUUCUCGUCAAUGUUUGGACCAUCGGGAGAGACCCCACCAUCUGGGACGCUCCCGAGGAGUUCCGUCCCGAGAGGUUCAUCGGGAAGGACAUCGACGUGAAAGGUCACGAUUUCGAGCUUUUGCCUUUUGGCGCGGGAAGGAGGAUGUGCCCCGGGUACCCGUUGGGGAUCAAGGUGAUUCAAGUGAGUUUGGCCAGCCUUCUUCAUGGGUUUAAGUGGGAAUUGCCUAGUGGGAUGAAGAGGGAAGAGUUGAACAUGGAGGAGAUUUAUGGGCUCUCUACUCCUAGGAAGUUCCCUCUUGUUGCUGUUGCUCACCCUAGGCUUCCCCUUCAUCUCUACAAAAACUGAUCUUGAGGUCCACUCUCUAGUGAGCUGUGAUCAUGUUUCCCUUUUAAGCUAUAGUAAUUGUUUUCAUGGUAGUAGUUUGAAUUAAGAAUGUAUUUGAUGUUGAAUAAGCUCAACAUGAUCUUGUUGUAUGCCCCCUCCCUAUUGGGCUUUGGUGAUAAUGAAUGCUAGAUGAGUUUUUGAGGUUGCCCUAUUGAUUGGGUUGUGAUUUUCUAUACUUAGUUGGUGGCAAG